UGACCCCACCAACACUUGACCUUGUGGUAAAUCUAUGCACAUUGUUUGCCCAAAAACCAAACAUUUGUAAGCAAAAAUCAUUUUUCAAUGUGGUGAAAAUUUAUUUUUUUCUUCCUCUUUGGUACUUCCCAUUCCAUUUCAGAUCUAAGAGCAUCAUAACCCCAUUUGGGUUUCUCACUCUCCGGGGUUGGAGGAGGAACAGGGUGAUUGAUCCAACAGAAUCAAAGAUAUUAAAUAUUAGAGGGUGGGGAAGAAAGAAGGAGAAGAAUGGGGUUGGUUGGUGUCCAAGAAAAUGGGAAUGGGAUAUCUGAGAUUCCGUUGGGGACGAAAACCAAGUACACGAGGAUGGACUCUGAUUUCACGGAGGCCGAAGAAGGCUUGUCAACCAACAAGCAUGAUACAAAGAAAUAUGUAUUUGCCUGUGCCAUCUUUGCCUCUCUCAAUUCCGUGCUUCUCGGCUAUGGUUGACGUGGGUGUUAUGAGUGGAGCAAUUAUAUUCAUUAAGGAGGAUCUAAAGAUAACAGAGGUUCAGCAAGAAGUACUUGUUGGAAUUUUGAGCAUAAUAUCCUUGUUGGGUAGUUUAGCAGGUGGAAAGACAUCUGAUGCCAUUGGCAGAAAAUGGACAAUUGGUUUGGCAGCAGCUAUCUUCCAAACAGGUGGAGCUGUCAUGGCUCUUGCUCCAUCCUUUAAAGUAUUGAUGAUAGGAAGACUCGUGGCUGGAGUGGGUGUAGGUUUUGGUGUCAUGAUUGCACCUGUAUAUAUUGCUGAAAUAUCUCCUGCUAUUGCUAGGGGAUCUCUUACCUCUUUCCCUGAGAUAUUUAUAAAUUUUGGAAUCCUUCUUGGCUACAUAUCGAACUAUGCAUUUUCAGGGCUUCCGGUACAUAUAAGUUGGAGGAUAAUGCUUGGUGUGGGACUCCUUCCUUCUGUUGUUAUUGCUGUUGCACUGUUUUUCAUACCUGAAUCCCCAAGAUGGCUUGUGGUGCAGAAUAGGAUUGAAGAAGCUAGACUAGUUCUGUCAAAGAUAAGUGAGAGUGAGAAGGAAGCGGAAGAGAAGUUGCAAGAAAUUCAGAUAGCUGCUGGGUCAGCUAAUGCUGAGAAGUAUGAAUCAAAAGCUGUCUGGAAAGAAAUAUUGUGUCCAACUCCUCCUGUUCUGAGAAUGCUUAUAACUGGUUGUGGAAUUCAGUGUUUCCAACAGGUUACUGGCAUAGAUACAACUGUAUAUUAUAGCCCCACAAUUUUCAAGGAUGCAGGGAUCACUGGCAACUCUCAGCUUCUUGCAGCAACCGUUGCCGUUGGGUUUACCAAAACUCUGUUCAUCUUGAUAGCUAUAUUCCUUAUUGACAAAUUGGGGAGAAAGCCUUUGCUUUACGUGAGCACAAUUGGGAUGACAGUAUGUUUGUUUAGCCUGAGCCUCUCUCUAGCUUUUCUGAGCCAUGCAAAAGUUGGGAUCAUAUUGGCAAUUCUAGCAGUUUGUGGAAAUGUGGCUUUCUUCUCAGUGGGACUUGGCCCCAUAUGCUGGGUUCUGUCAUCUGAGAUAUUUCCUUUGAGACUUAGAGCUCAAGCAUCAGCUCUUGGAGCAGUGGGAAGUAGGGUCAGUAGUGGUGUGAUCUCCAUGUCCUUCCUCUCAGUCACUCGUGCAAUCACAGUAGCAGGAGCCUUCUUUGUUUUUGGUGUUAUUUCUUGUUCCGCUGUUGCCUUUGUUCAUUAUUGUGUUCCAGAGACAAAAGGAAAGACUUUGGAGGAAAUUGAACUACUCUUCCAAGACGAGGGUGAAUUGCAACAAAGUGAGGUAGAAUUGGGAGAUGUGCAGCGUCUUAUGCAGAAGUCAUGAGUUGGUACUUGGUAGCAUGCCAAUCUUCAACAUAAAUUCUUACAUAUUUAGAAUAUAGUAUUAUACUCCUUUGGUGGCAGAAAAAUCUUUUGUUAUAAUAGCGGGCAUUUCUGCUUUAACAAAACCAUGAGAAACUUCAUUCCAGCGUUGUCCUUCAAGCCACCACCACCAAUAUAAGCUUUAACAUUUCUUAUUGUUCAUAUGAUCUCUGGUUAUUUUUUACAUUCUGUAGAAAAUGAGUUCAGAUAGCAUUGUUUCAUCGAGCCAUAAUCGUAAUUAUAUUGAUAUAUUGUCUCUUUCCCAUGUGUGAUUGUAUCUGUCUCUAUGUAACCCUCUAUGGAAAAUGACCAAAGUGUCACACUUUUCACAAAAAAUUACUUGAA
Gastrolobium bilobum is the source of this 2214-nucleotide messenger RNA. RefSeq names its product probable polyol transporter 4. The coding region runs from base 293 to 1831 and encodes 512 amino acids. Gene Ontology annotation, biological process: transmembrane transport. The transcript is spliced from 3 exons. The record is from RefSeq and is a predicted model, not a curated record. Lineage: Eukaryota; Viridiplantae; Streptophyta; Magnoliopsida; Fabales; Fabaceae. Gene Ontology annotation, cellular component: membrane. Gene Ontology annotation, molecular function: myo-inositol:proton symporter activity.